GCUGGAAUAGAGGCUCGGAGGUGUUAGCAGAAGGCUCGCAGUCAUCAUGUUUGACGAAAUGCCUUCGCAGUCACAUUACUCACCAAACUCCUGACACGCACAUGUCUUACAUGAACCAUCAGAUCCGAUCCAAAGAGGAAGAGGGAUGACGCUGCUGUGCGUGCCGCUGGUGGCCAAGACGGUGGAGCAGAUGACGGCCGACAUGGCCGCCGCCAAGGCCAGCGGCGCCGACCUCGUCGAGCUCCGUGUCGACCACCUCUCCGCCUUCCUCCCCGGCCGCGACCUCCCGCUCCUCCUCCGCGACCGCCCCCUCCCCGCCCUCGUCACCUACAGACCCAAAUGGGAAGGGGGUGAGUACGAAGGUGAUGACAAGCAGCGAUUGGAGGCAUUGCUUUUGGCCAUGGAAUUGGGUGCUGAUUACGUUGAUGUUGAGCUUAAGGUGGCUGAGGACUUCGCGAGGCUCGUCGAUGGGAAGAAGCCAGAAAACUUCAAGCUUAUCGUGUCUUCUCACAACUACCAAAAGACACCUUCAAGUGAGGAGCUCGGAAGCCUUGUGGCAGCCAUACAGGCUUCCGGAGCUGAUAUAGUGAAGAUCGCAACAACUGCUGUGAGUGUGGUGGAUGUGAUACGCAUGUUCCAAGUUCUCGUGCAUUGCCAGGUCCCCAUGAUAGGACUGGUUAUGGGGGAGAGAGGUCUGCUCUCCAGGGUGCUCUGCCCCAAGUACGGUGGUUAUCUCACCUUCGGCACCCUCGGCGAGGGCAAGGCAUCGGCUCCCGGGCAGCCAACCGUCUCACAGCUGCUGCACCUGUACAACAUCAGGCAGAUCGGAGCAGACACCAAACUCACUGGGUUGAUAGGGAAUCCAGUGAGGCAGACCAAAAGCCACAUCUUUCACAAUGCUGCAUUCAAAUCUGCUGGCUUCGACGCUGUCUAUGUGCCACUGCUGGUGGAUGACCUCACUGCUUUCCUACAUGCCUUCUCGUCUCCAGACUCCGUUGGAUUCAGCUGCACAAUGCCCCACAAAGAAAUUGCAGUGAGAUGCUGUGAUGCAGUCGAUCCAAUUGCGAAGUCUAUAGGCGCCGUGAACACCAUCAUCAGGCGACCGAGCGAUGGCAAGUUCGUCGGCCACAACACUGAUUACUUUGGUGCAAUAUCUGCAAUCGAGGAUGAACUGAGAGGUGCACUGAGAUAUACCUACAUGGAAACAGCAGCUCGUAAAGAUCACAUCUUGUUCUCAUUGUUUCAUGUAACAGGUUCACAGGGACUGGGAAAGGAGGAAGAGGCUGCUUCUCCCCUUGCAGGUAGGGUGGUCGUCGUAAUGGGUGCAGGUGGAGCUGGGAAGGCCAUUGCUUACGGCGCGAAGGAGAAAGGAGCCAGAGUCGUGAUCGCUAAUCGAACUUACGAGCGAGCCCGGGAGCUGGCGAAACAAGUUGGUGGGCAGGCACUGCCACUCUCUGAGCUGGAGAACUUCCACCCGGAGGACGGAAUGAUCCUGGCAAACGCGACCUCGGUGGGCAUGCAGCCAAACGUGGGCGAGACUCCUCUCGCUAAGCGAGCUCUCGGGCACUACGCCUUGGUGUUCGAUGCGGUCUACGCCCCGAAAGUGACGAGGCUUCUGAGGGAGGCAGAAGAAUGUGGAGUCCCCACUGUUGGUGGAUUUGAGAUGUUCAUAAGGCAAGCAAUGGGGCAAUUUAAGCUGUUCACAGGUUUGGAAGCCCCUGGAAAGGAGAUGCGAGAACUCAUGAUGAAAUAUGUUUGAGAUAGUUUGAUUUCAAUAAAGUUUUGGAAGUUCCAUUAAAUAAAUUAUGUGUGCUUAAUUUUUUAUUAUUAGAAGUAAACCAUUUGGGCUAUA
This is a messenger RNA of Musa acuminata AAA Group (dessert banana), 1852 nucleotides long. Its product is annotated as bifunctional 3-dehydroquinate dehydratase/shikimate dehydrogenase, chloroplastic. Gene Ontology annotation, biological process: chorismate biosynthetic process; shikimate metabolic process. Gene Ontology annotation, molecular function: 3-dehydroquinate dehydratase activity; shikimate 3-dehydrogenase (NADP+) activity; NADP binding. The transcript is spliced from 10 exons. The record is from RefSeq and is a predicted model, not a curated record. Bases 146 to 1759 code for a protein of 537 amino acids. NCBI's taxonomy places the organism in Eukaryota, Viridiplantae, Streptophyta, Magnoliopsida, Zingiberales, Musaceae.